Malus domestica (apple) is the source of this 579-nucleotide messenger RNA. RefSeq lists its product as uncharacterized. Lineage: Eukaryota; Viridiplantae; Streptophyta; Magnoliopsida; Rosales; Rosaceae. The record is from RefSeq and is a predicted model, not a curated record.
UAGCUCUUCCUAUAUAGGCAAUCAUACUACAUGAUUUUUCUUGCUAUUCACCAACUCUUAGCCUCUUCCUCUUCUUCCUCCUCCUAUUUGAUCAAAAUGCUUCAAAAUCCAUCUCUUAGACUACUUCUGGUACUCUCAUUGGUUUUCUCGUAUGAUCUAUCUUCAUCUGCAGUUCCUGCAACCAGGAGCCUCAGGUCAGAGGAGAAAGACUUGUCGGUCCAAGAAUCUCUGGGUCUAGUGGAUGUGGGGAGAGGAGACGAGGUGUUUGAUGCGGGCGAGGGAGAGAGUUUUAUUGAAGGAAGGAUGGCUAUAGAAAGUGAAGACUAUCCAGGAACAGGAGCAAACAACCAUCAUGACCCAAGAACCCCUGGAAAAGCUUAAAGAUCCUGUUCCCUCUCAAGCUUUAGUUUUAGUAUGUUUUACAUAUGUGUGUGUAAACUUUACAGUACGAUCCAUCUAGAUUCUGGACGAACUUUUAUUUGUGUUUUUGUCAAACAUUCGUAUGAAAGUGGAUGGAACUUUAGAUGUAUUAAACUUUUUUAUCUUAUUAAAUGGCAUGGGAAAUUCGAACUUGAGACA